UCUUUUUGUUUAUUUUUCAGAUUAAAACACCAUGUGGAUAAUUCCGACAGUGGAAGUGGCGAUGAGGAUUCUGGUCCAAAUAUCACUGACUUAGGACCUAUUGAAUAUCCACCCGGGGAACACCGACUACAGCAUUCAUAUUGUCUCUGGUUUUCAAAAAGACCAUCUCAGAUACAAGGUUCCCAGGGUUACUCGCAAGUCUUACGAUUAGUAGGUCAAAUAGGGACAGUGGAACAGUGGUGGGCCUUAUAUUCUCAUAUGGUGAGAUUGCAAGAUAUUCCUUCUCACAGAGAUAUUCACCUCUUUAAGAAGGGUAUAAAACCGAUGUGGGAAGAUCCAGCAAAUAAAAAAGGAGGAAAAUGGGUUAUAAGACUGAGGAAGGAGCAGGCAGGAAGGGCGUGGGAAAACUUGUGCCUAGCUAUGUUAGGGGAACAGUUUAUGAUGACAGGUAACGAAAUAUGUGGUGUGGUAAUUUCAACACGGUAUCAUCAAGAGUAUGUUCUGAGUAUUUGGAAUCGAACAGCAUCAGAUCAAGUAACCAAUGGUCGAAUCAGAGAUGCUUUGAAAAGAUUAUUGAAUAUACCACCAAGUGCCACCAUGGAGUACAAAACACAUAAUGAUUGCCUUAAAUAUGGGGCUUCAAAGGUUAUACCAAAUAACGCAUUGAAAAGUUGACUACACUGAGUUAUUUCGAAAUAUGUGUUAAUGUGUUCUGUUAAUAAAUUUUGUCAGAAAUA
This is a messenger RNA of Leptinotarsa decemlineata (Colorado potato beetle), 737 nucleotides long. RefSeq names its product eukaryotic translation initiation factor 4E homologous protein (gene eIF4EHP). NCBI's taxonomy places the organism in Eukaryota, Metazoa, Arthropoda, Insecta, Coleoptera, Chrysomelidae. The record is from RefSeq and is a predicted model, not a curated record. Gene Ontology annotation, molecular function: RNA 7-methylguanosine cap binding; translation initiation factor activity. Gene Ontology annotation, cellular component: cytoplasm; eukaryotic translation initiation factor 4F complex. Gene Ontology annotation, biological process: translational initiation.